Soboliphyme baturini is the source of this 279-nucleotide messenger RNA. NCBI's taxonomy places the organism in Eukaryota, Metazoa, Nematoda, Enoplea, Dioctophymatida, Soboliphymatidae. The record is from the annotation of a GenBank genome assembly.
CUGAAGGAAAUCCUUGUCAAAACCGGCACUUUAAGUAGAACCCGAGCGCAUCUACACAAAAAAGUGUUCGAGAUCCUAAACAAUGAAGUCGAACCACCAGAAGAGCCGCCGCCCGAAAAUACGUUGAUCAAUGCGCUGAUUUACGAAUACUUGACCUUCAAUCACUACGACAAUACUGCUGAGGUUCUGAAUCUUGAGUCCGGACAGCCGAGAAAUAGACUCACUAAAGCAGAUGUCAUGUCCAAACUUGGUAUCCAGUCGUCGAACACAUCGUCGUAA